CCGCCGCCCGUGCUGCCCGGGCCCUUUUUCAUGCCGUCCGACCGCUCCACCGAGCGCUGCGAGACCGUGCUGGAGGGCGAGACCAUCUCGUGCUUCGUGGUGGGCGGCGAGAAACGUCUGUGCCUGCCACAGAUUCUCAACUCGGUGCUGCGCGACUUCUCGCUGCAGCAGAUCAACUCAGUGUGCGACGAGCUGCACAUCUACUGCUCGCGCUGUACCGCCGACCAGCUGGAGAUCCUCAAAGUCAUGGGCAUCCUGCCCUUCUCGGCGCCCUCGUGCGGGCUCAUCACCAAGACGGACGCCGAACGCCUGUGCAACGCUCUGCUCUACGGCGGCGCCUACCCGCCGCCCUGCAAGAAGGAGCUGGCCGCCAGCCUGGCGCUGGGCCUGGAGCUCAGCGAGCGCAGCGUCCGCGUGUACCACGAGUGCUUCGGCAAGUGCAAGGGGCUGCUGGUGCCCGAGCUCUACAGCAGCCCGAGUGCCGCCUGCAUCCAGUGCCUCGACUGCCGCCUCAUGUAUCCACCGCACAAGUUUGUGGUGCACUCGCACAAGGCCCUGGAGAACCGGACCUGCCACUGGGGCUUCGACUCUGCCAACUGGCGGGCCUACAUCCUGCUGAGCCAGGACUACACGGGCAAGGAGGAGCAGGCUCGUCUGGGCCGCUGCCUGGACGACGUGAAGGAAAAGUUCGACUACGGCAACAAGUACAAGCGGCGGGUGCCCCGGGUCUCCUCCGAGCCCCCCGCCUCCCUAAGACCCAAAACAGAUGACACCUCUUCCCAGUCCCCUGCGUCUUCUGAGAAGGACAAACAGACCAGCUGGUUGCGGACCUUGGCAGGUUCCUCCAAUAAGAGCCUUGGCUGCGUUCACCCUCGCCAGCGCCUCUCCGCCUUUCGACCCUGGUCCCCUGCAGUUUCGACAAGUGAAAAGGAGUUGUCCCCACACCUCCCUGCCCUGAUUCGAGACAGCUUUUACUCCUACAAGAGCUUUGAGACGGCUGUGGCCCCCAAUGUGGCCCUCGCACCGCCGACCCCGCAGAAGGUUGUAAGCAGCCCGCCAUGUACCACCAUUGUCUCCCGGGCCCCUGAGCCUCUCACUGCGUGCAUCCAGCCGCGGAAGCGGAAGCUGACUGUGGACACCCCAGGAGCCCCAGAGACGCUGGCACCCAUAACCACCCCAGGAGAGGACAAAGACUCAGAGGCUGAGGUUGAAGUUGAAAGCAGAGAGGAAUUCACCUCCUCCUUGUCCUCGCUCUCCUCUCCGUCCUUUACCUCAUCCAGCUCUGCCAAGGACCUGAGCUCCCCAGGCGUGCAUGCCCCGCCCACGGCCGCCCCUGACACUGCAGCCCCUGCUGAUGCCCCAAGCGGGCUGGAGGCAGAGCUGGAGCACUUGCGGCAGGCCCUGGAGGGUGGCCUGGACACCAAGGAAGCCAAAGAGAAGUUUCUGCAUGAAGUGGUCAAGAUGCGCGUGAAGCAGGAGGAGAAGUUGCAUGCGGCCCUACAGGCCAAGCGCAGCCUCCACCAGGAGCUGGAGUUCCUGCGUGUAGCGAAGAAGGAGAAGCUGCGGGAAGCUACAGAGGCCAAGCGCAACCUGAGGAAAGAGAUCGAGCGCCUCCGAGCUGAGAACGAGAAGAAGAUGAAAGAGGCCAAUGAGUCGCGGAUGCGUCUGAAACGGGAGCUGGAGCAGGCACGGCAGGUCCGAGUGUGCGAUAAGGGCUGUGAGGCCGGCCGCCUGCGAGCCAAGUACUCGGCCCAGAUCGAGGACCUGCAGGUAAAGCUGCAGCACGCAGAGGCUGACCGUGAGCAGUUGCGGGCCGACCUGCUGCGGGAGCGGGAGGCCCGAGAGCACCUGGAGAAGGUGGUGAAGGAGUUGCAGGAGCAGCUGUGGCCCCGGCCCCACCCCGAGGCCACGGGCAGUGAGGGCUCUGCAGAGCUGGAGCCCUAGCGGAGCCUGGGUCUGCCGCCACGGCGCUGAUGACAUGGCGCAGAGGGGAGGAUGGUGUGCAGUCAGCACGGCUCUGCACAGCUCUGCACAGCCCUCACGCCCUGCCUGCCCGCGCCUCUGCAGCCCACACAGCACAACGUCUCACUGUGCCUAUUACCAAGCGAGUGUUUGUAACCACAGACUUUUGGAAUCCACUGCAAAAUUUUCUACUGGCCAAGUUCAAGUCACCCCA
Molecule: messenger RNA, 2176 nt
Organism: Tupaia belangeri chinensis (Chinese tree shrew)
Lineage: Eukaryota; Metazoa; Chordata; Mammalia; Scandentia; Tupaiidae
Gene: SKI
Product: SKI proto-oncogene
Biological process (GO): negative regulation of BMP signaling pathway; negative regulation of transforming growth factor beta receptor signaling pathway; negative regulation of transcription by RNA polymerase II
Cellular component (GO): nucleus; cytoplasm; transcription regulator complex
Molecular function (GO): DNA-binding transcription factor activity, RNA polymerase II-specific; RNA polymerase II cis-regulatory region sequence-specific DNA binding; SMAD binding
Source: RefSeq, a predicted model, not a curated record